Molecule: messenger RNA, 777 nt
Organism: Porites evermanni
Lineage: Eukaryota; Metazoa; Cnidaria; Anthozoa; Scleractinia; Poritidae
Source: the annotation of a GenBank genome assembly
CAGCUAAAAAAUGAAUUUGACCUGUCAGUGAGUGCCAAGAACAGGAAAGCAAAGAAGCAGAUAGAGAAGUAUUGCACAAAGCAUGGAACAGAUCCCCAAAGCGACGCGGAUCCAAACUUGCGUAACUUAUAUGUUGUGGAGAAGUACAAAAUUGUCUAUUGCGCUGUCCCAAAGGUAGCAUGCACAGUCUGGAAGGGAAUAAUGGCAAAACUAGAAGGUCUUAACAUUUCAGAAGGGAUUCACAAGAACACUAAAGGAAAACUUAAAACCCUUAGCAAUUAUUCCGUGGGGGAACGCGAGACAAUUCUAAAGACAUAUAGGAAAUUCUUGUUUGUGAGGGAACCGUUUGAACGCCUACUUUCUGCCUAUAGAGAUUGCUUCUGGGGGAAAUAUAAGACAACACAAGAUUACUGGAAAGAUUACCAGGGAAAAAUAAAACAGGUUCUGAAGAGUCGAACUAGCUUUCCUAACGAAACAUACUCUGGAAAUGUAACGUUUGAACAAUUUGCAACCUAUUUGGUUCUUCGACGGAGAGAAGGUGGUUUGUUUCAAGAACACUGGCGGGAACAAUAUAAAUUGUGUCAUCCUUGUCUCAUACAAUUCGAUUACAUCGGACAUUAUGAAACACUGACUGAAGACGCGAUGUUUAUUCUACGAAAAACAAACUUGGAAAACAAGGUAAACUUUCCGGAAUGGCAACCAACAGACACUAGCGAGUUGAUGCAGAAGUACUAUUCUACGCUUUCUCUGCUCAGGAUAAGGCAACUACAGAGUAUU